CCUAUUCUUUGAUUAUAAAAAAAUCAUACUCUUGUCAAAAGUUGACAUUUGAAAAAAAUCAGGCUAAAAGCCAAACCUUAAAAAUUCUUCUAACAAAAGCAUAUUUUUGACAUUCUUUCCUGUCGAUAAAACGAAAGGCUCGAUAAAAAUUUAAUCUUUGACUCCCUAUCUAGAAAAAAUCACGCUCACCGCAAAGGAUGAUAUUUUUGAUAACGGAAGUGAAGGAAGUCAUUUAUCUGGAAAAAGUCACUGCGCGCGCAGACUCGUGUCUAUAUUGUUGCAACGUCGCAAACAGAGUCGACGUGGUCAACGAUACCCCGUACUGAAAAUCAUUCAAGUCUCCUCGUUCGAAGUGUUAACUUCGUUAGAGAGUAACCUUGUGUUUUUAUUACUGUUAGUCCUGUUACUUUUCAUCAGUUUCGCCGUUCGAUAGAACAAAGUAAAAAGAAGAAGAUGGCUAACCAGCAAGCUAGUAAUAACUCUGCAAAGCGAACAGGGAUUCCCGAUAUCAGCGAGAUGCAUAACGACGAGAGGAGAAGCGAACGCUUUCCCAUGUUACUGACAACAACGUAUGGACUCAACAAUUCACAUACGAAAAGGAUACUCGUGGGACUGCAAACUACUAAAAAGGGAAUCUUUGAGUCUGUAGUGAAAUUAAGCGGGAGCAACGCUGACGGAGUAUAUUUUGAUGCGGAAUCGUGGCUGCAAUUUCAAGAAAACAUGGGAGUUAUGAGCGACUACUUGAACGCGAAUAACAAAUUCAAACCGGAACCAGUAGUAAUAAAAAAUAUCUCAGUCAUCUUUACCUCAUCCUACGGGUCAAAGUCGCUAUUGUUGACGCUACAAGGAGAAAGAAAAGUCAGAUUCUGCGGAAAAUACCAACGAGGAGGGCGAAGAUUCAGCACCACCGAUGAAGAAACGGAAACUCUAUGCCGUAGCAAUCGUGAUGCAGAAAACUACCUUCCUGGGCCUGGAGAACGUAAUGAAGUGCGUGGAUGCUUAUUUAGAACAUUUAAAAACUUUAAGCAAUAUCGUCAACGAGUGCGCUCACUAUUUAAUCAAAGAAAUAGAAUUGAAACUUCCGAAAAGUUACGUAGAUCGCGAUAUCAUAAAACUAACGUUAAAAGGAAACUAUAGUGAAAUCGAACGCGAUGUACGUACUCAAAUUAAGGAUUUAACUUUUCUUGAUAUGUACUUUAAUAUAAUAUUUUUAGAAAUAACUUCACUGCGCUUCGA
Messenger RNA from Solenopsis invicta (red fire ant), 1236 nucleotides. RefSeq lists its product as uncharacterized. The record is from RefSeq and is a predicted model, not a curated record. The coding region runs from base 454 to 1137 and encodes 227 amino acids. The transcript has 2 exons. Lineage: Eukaryota; Metazoa; Arthropoda; Insecta; Hymenoptera; Formicidae.